Molecule: messenger RNA, 5641 nt
Organism: Taeniopygia guttata (zebra finch)
Lineage: Eukaryota; Metazoa; Chordata; Aves; Passeriformes; Estrildidae
Source: RefSeq, a predicted model, not a curated record
UUCCUUCAGUUUGGGGUUCCAUUCCUGCAGUUUGGGGUUCCAUUCCUGCAGUUUGGGGUUCCAUUCCUGCAGUUUGGGGUUAAUUCCCGUGUUUGGGGUGAAUUCCCACAGGUUGGGGUGAAUUCCCUGAGUUCUGCCGUGAGUUCCGUCAGUUUUGUGUUCAGUUCCUGUGCUUUGGUUGAAUUCCCUGACUUUUGGUGUGAAUUCCCUCAGGUUCGUGUUCAUUCACUAACCCGGGGCUGAGUUCCCCGCGUGUUGUGUGUAAUCCCCCGAAUUUUGGGCGAAUCCCGUCCGUUUUUGGGACAUUUCGGGGGAGCCCCUGUCCUGCGGACACCUCGGGCUCGGCGCUGCUCCGUUGCCGUGGUUACCUGGGAAUUCCAGGUUUUUCUAAGAAAAAACCGGGCUAAAUUGGAUUAUUUUUGGCACAGGAAGCGCAGGACGAGCUUCCUCCUCCUCUUCCUCCUCCGCUUCCUGACAUUCCCGGCGCUUCCCACUCGUGUCCCGCUCUCCCACCCCGUUCCUGCUGCUUUCCCUCGGCCCGGAAUGGGAAUUUUUCCGUGGAUUUCUCAGGAUUUUGGGUGGAUUUCCCCGCGGGAAUGCCGGAAGAUGGAUGAGCUCUGCCGGCCUCGUUAAUUAGUGUUAAUGAGCGGCGUUUAGGGAUUGCCGCGGCCCCCUCCUCACUUUUUUGGGGAAUUUGGGAAUCUCCUUCCCCCAAGAGGCGGCUCCUGCUUUCCCACCGAAUUCCUGCUCGUGGGCGCUGGAACUCCGAGUAUCCCACAGCCCCCGGGUGGGGAUGGUGGCCGUGGGGAAGGGGCCGCGUCCGCCCCAGGGAUUCGCCUCUGGAAUUCCAGCAAUGCGGCCGGAGCAGCGGGAGAGCAGCGGGAACGGAACCCGGCCCCUCGGAGAGUCCGGCCGUCCUUUCCUUCCUCCCUUCCUUCCCAAACCCCCAGAAAAAUCCAGCAACUUUUGUCCCAAACAGGUGGUUUUCAUUCCAUAAAAACACAGAAGUUUUUGCCCCAAACAGGUGGUUUUUUCUCCCAUAAAAACCCAGGAGUUUUUGCUCCAAAAAGGUAUUUUUCCUCCCAGGAAGUUUUGCCCUAAACAGGUGUUUUUCCUUCCCUAAAACUCCAGGAAUUUUUGUCCCAAACAGGUAUUUUUCCUCUCAGGAAUUUUUACCCAAACAGGUGCUUUUCCUCCCAGGAAUUUUUGCCCUGAACAGGUGUUUUUCUCCCAUAAAAUCCCAGGAAGUUUUGCCCCAAACAGGAGUGUUUCCUCCCAGGCAGUUUUGCCCCAAACAGCUUUUUUUCCUCCCAGGAAGUUUUUGCCCCAAACAGGUAUUUUUCCUCCCAGGAAUUUUUGCCCUGAACAGGUGUUUUCUCCCAUAAAACCCCAGGAAUUUUUGCCCCAAACAACUUUUUUUUUCCUUCCAGAAAGUUUUGCCCUGAACAGGUGUUUUUUCUCCCAUAAAACCCCAGGAAUUUUUGCCCCAAACAGGUAAUUAUUCCUCCCAGGAAUUUUUUCCCCAAACAGGAAUUUUUCCUCCCAGGAAGAUUUGCCCUGAACAGGUGUUUUUCCUCCCAGGAAUUUUUGCCUGAACUGGUAUUUUUCCUCCCUAUAACCCCAGGAAUUUUUGCCCUGAACAGGUGGUUUUCCCCCCAGUUCCAGACUGGGAUCCACUGGGAAGAGAACUGAAAUCCGGCCUCUUUGGGAUCCCGACCCCUCAGCAGGGAUCUUCCCUCCCUCUGCUCCUUGGCUUUGCCGAUAUUUCUAAUUUUUCCCAUUUUUAGGCCAUUUCCAGCUGUUCCCACCCACCUGACCCAGGAACCUCGGCACAUCCUGGCCGCAGGGGUGGAUUUUUGGUGUAAAAAAUCACAGAAUAAACCCAGGCAUCCCCCACAGGUUGCUGUGGGCUGGAGAAUCCCCCCCAAAACCCGAUUUUUUGGGGAGUUUCGGGGGUGCCGCACCCCUGGCGAGGCGUGGCCGGCCUUGGAGCCGCUGAUCCCGCGUGGAAUGCGGGAACGCCCUGAGCCACCUGCGGACCUGAGCAAAAACCCAAACUCCACCUGUGCCGCCCGGAAUGACCGAGCUCGUCCCAAAAAUCCCGGCCCGGAGCCCAAUAAGGGCAAGGAAUGAGGAGAAUUCCGCGCUCCGGCCUCCCCCGGGAGCGGCAGAUGCAGCGAAAGCAACAGAAAACAUCCGAAAAAACAACAGCAAAACAUUCCGAGGGGAGGGGAAAACCCGGGAUGUGCCAGGGACGGGAGUCAGCAGCGCCCCAAAACCCUCAGAUUCCCUCAUUUCUGCUCAUCUCUCCCAUUUUUUUAUAUUUUUUCCUCAUUUUUCGCGAUCUUUUCCCCCAAACUUUAGUCAUUUUCCCCCAAUUUUAAUCAUUUUUCCUGAUUUUUAGUCAUUUCCCUCCAUUAUUUUGUUCAUUCCCACCAUUUCUAAUCAUUUUUUCCCCAUUUUUUGGUCCAAUUUCCUGAUUUUUUUAGGUAACUUCCUGACUUUUUUGACUUUGCUCCAGUUUUUUGUCAUUUUCUAAAAUUUUCUGGUCAUUUUCACAGUUUUUGGGGAACUUUUCCUGGGUUUUGGUCAUUUUUCACAGCUUCUGGAUCAUUUUCCCCUGUUUUUGGGCCACUUUUCCUGGUGUUAUCAUCACUUUCCCACUUUUCUGCUAAUUUUCCCAGUUCAUCCUCAGUUUUCCUGAAUUUUUGGUAAUUUUCCCCAUGUUUAAGUAAUUUCCCCCAUUUUUUUCCUCAUUUUCCCUGAUUUCUGGGUGACUUUUCCUGACUUUUUCCAUCACUUUCCCUUUUUUUUUCCCCUUUUCCCAGAUUUUCUGACCCCUCAUCGUGGAUUUUGGGUUAUUUCCCUGAUUUUUCCUCGUUUUUCCCUCUCCUCGGACAAGCGGCGCCUCGUUAAUUAUGUUAAUUAUGCAAAUGGCGUUAAUUAACCCCGCUAAGAGGAACGCCUGGAUGAGUUUUUUAUUCCCUCUGGAAUUUUCUUUCAUCUCUGCCACAUUUUAACGGGAAUUUGGGGAUGUGGGAGCGAAUUCGUUCCUGCCCUUAUUCAAACCCCGGGAAAAGACCCCAAAACCCACCCGGGGGGCUCAUUCCCGCCUGGAAUUCUCGGGGUCAGCAUUCCCGGGGCUCCCACACUGGGAAAACCCCAAGAAGGACCCAAAAAUGAGGAAUUCUGGGAGGCUCCCGGAGGAAAAUCCCAAUCUGGGGCUUUUUUGGGGAUAAAUCGCUGUCUCUGAGGAUCUCCCCGAAAAAAUUCCCCAGGGAACAACCCAGGGCAGCAUUCCCAGCGUGCCCAGUGCCCAGAAUUAGGGAUUUUUCCCUUAAAAAGUUGGGAAUAAACCCUUGGGAUCGUUGACAAACACAUCCCAGAUUCUUCCCAAGGGAUUUUGCAUCCCAAAGUUGGGAUUUUAGGGAAAAAAAAUGGAGGAAAAGAGGGAGGGAAAUGCAUUUUCCAGCUCUGAAAUUCCCAAUUUUUAGAGAAAAAAUGGAGGAAAAUUCCCAAUUUUUCCAUGGAAAGGAGGAAGAGGAGGCAGGUUUUCCUCCCUGCCGCUGUUUCCCAGCGGUUUGCAUGGACAAACAGAGGAAAGGAGGGAUGAAAAGUGGGAUAAAUCCCUUUCCCAGCCCCGAAAUCCCGGGAUUUGGGGCGGGCUCGGUGCCUGCCCGGAUUUCGGGAGGGGUCCCGGACACAAUGCCUGGAAAACGCUUUUCCAGCGGUUCCGUGGGAAGGAAAUUCCAGAGGCCCGUGCGGAAUCUCCUUUUUUAGGCAUUUUUGGGAUGGUUAUUUCUGGCCGGAACGCGCCGGGGCUGGGGGGGGUCACUCCGGGCGGGAUUUAUCCCGAAUUCCGAUGGCCCCGGCUUCCCACCCAUCCUUCCCAAAUUCCUCCUUUUUUGGGGGGAAAACCCUCGGCUUUGGGGCUGUGGGAACGUCCUGGGGCCGGGGAGACAGCAAGGAUUCCCUGGGCACAGAAGUUCCCGGGAUGUGGCACAGAAAUUCCCGGGAUUUGGCUCAGAAAUUCCCAGGAUUUGGCACAGAAAUUCCCGGGAUUUGGCACAGAAAUUCCCAGGAUUUGGUGGCAUUUCCCCGGUUUUUGGAAGGUGACCCCUGGGCACUGCAGGGCCAGGAAGAGAUCCCAGAGCAGGAUUUUAAUGGGAUUUUUGGGGAUUUUUCUGGGAUCUCUCAGUGCUGGGUGACUCAGGACCCGUUGUGUUUGCCCGUGAAGGAGAUCCCAGAGCGGGAUUUUAAUGGGAUUUUUGGGGAUUUUUCUGGGAUCUCUCCUGGCCAGGUGACUCAGGGCCUGUUGUUCGUGCCCAUGAAGGCGAUCCCAGAGGUGGAUUUUUCUGGGAUUUUUUGGGAUUUUUCUGGGAUCUCUCGGGGCCAGGUGACUCAAGGCCCGUUGUGUUUGCCCAUGAAGGAGAUCCCAGAAGGGGAUAUUUCUGGGAUCUCUCGGGAUCCCUCGGGGCCGGUGACUCAGGGCCGCGCCCGGCCGCGCCUGGCACAGGCAUGUGCGGGCCUGGCACCGGCCAAAGUCCCGGCGCCGCCCCGGAGCCGCCCGGGAACGAGCCCACAGCCACCCCAAAACCGGGAUCUGCCCGGGAACCCUGCUGGGAUGGGUCUGCCCAGAACCGGGAUCUGCCCGGGAACCCUGCUGGGAUCAGCCCACCCAAAACUGGGAUCUGCCCGGGAACCCUGCUGGGAUCAGCCCGACCAGAACCAGGAUCUGCCCGCCCAAAACCGGGAUCUGCCCGGGAACCCUGCUGGGAUCUGCCCACCCAAAACCGGGAUCUGCCCGCCCAAAACCGGGAUCUGCCCGGGAACCCUGCUGGGAUGGCUCUGGGGUCGCAUCCCGGGGAUGGAGCGGGCAGGGAUCUGUCGGGAGGAGAUCCCUGAUCCCAAAAUGCGGCCCCAGGAGCAGAUUGUGGGGUGGAGCCGUCCCAGCACCGCAGAUCACUGCAGUGGGGGCUGUGGGAUCGGCGUUCCCGGCGGGUGAAAGGCUCGGGGUCAUUCCCAGUGGGAUCAAUAACCCGGGGUCAUUCCUGCUGGGAUCAGUGGGAUCAAUAACCCGGGGUCAUUCCCAGUGGGGUCAAUAACCCGGGGUCAUUCCUGCUGGGAUCAGUGGGGUCAUUCCCAGUGGGAUCAAUAACCCGGGGUCAUUCCUGCUGGGAUCAGUGGGAUCAAUAACCCGGGGUCAUUCCCAGUGGGGUCAAUAACCCGGGGUCAUUCCCAGUGGGGUCAAUAACCCGGGGUCAUUCCCAGUGGGGUCAAUAACCCGGGGUCAUUCCUGCUGGGAUCAGUGGGAUCAAUAACCCGGGGUCAUUCCCAGUGGGGUCAUUCCCAGUGGGGUCAAUAACCCGGGGUCAUUCUUGCUGGGAUCGGUGGGGUCAUUCCCAGUGGGAUCAAUAACCCAGGGUCAUUCCCAGUGGGGUCGGUGGGGUCAUUCCCAGUGGGAUCAAUAACCCGGGGUCAUUCCUGCUGGGAUCAGUGGGGUCAAUAACCCGGGGUCAUUCCCAGUGGGGUCAGUGGGGUCAUUCCCAGUGGGAUGAGGAAUCCCCAGGCCCCCAAUCUCCCCCUUUUCCCCCAAAGUCUGGGGAUCCCCCCACACCCCGGGGGUCCCGCUGACCUUGGG